Messenger RNA from Pleurotus ostreatus (oyster mushroom), 2520 nucleotides. RefSeq lists its product as uncharacterized. Bases 1 to 2520 code for a protein of 839 amino acids. The transcript has 4 exons. NCBI's taxonomy places the organism in Eukaryota, Fungi, Basidiomycota, Agaricomycetes, Agaricales, Pleurotaceae. The record is from RefSeq and is a predicted model, not a curated record.
AUGAAUUCACCAUCUAAUGAAACGUCCCCGUCUGAGGAUGGAUCACCGACCACCACUGAUUGCGACGACCUUACUCUCAGCGCCUCCGAUAUCCUGACACCCUCAUCCGCGACUUCCGAGGGAUUUGACCCCGUCGGCUGUGUUGUCGAGGGCACAGACGAAAUAACAAACGACGCACCGAAGAAAAAGAAGAAGAAGAAACCGAAGAAGUCAAUUAAAGCCAAGGCAAAUGCAGCGCGGAGCAGCCCUACAGAGGAGGACCGACCACCAGUUCUUUGCAUUAGCCGGAACAAACAUUGGCGGUAUAUCAGCUCAUACCAUGGUCCCUGGCUUCAACUACCUCUGGAGCUACUGGAGUCUCUGUCGUUACUUAACUUGGAUCCAGCCACGCUCACUGCCUCCGAGGCUCGUUUGCCACAACUGGAUGCUCCGUUAGCUUCGAACAGCAAGCAGCGUGAGGACGUAAGCUAUGGAAAGCAGCGCGAUCGAGGGUUCCACGCUCUCACAGAUCACUCUCCUUUGGAUUCUCCCCGUGGAACGUUCUCUACCCUACCGCUACCUCCCCCAAUACCGCCUCCGAUGCACGGGAAAACCACGCCCCCACCUAUUGACCCGGGGGUGUUUCGAAACGUUACUUCCAUCCGACGACUCAUUGAUGAGGCAGCAGAAUUGUCUGUCCGAGCAUCGUCUGGCCUUUCCGCUGCAGAACUCGGUUCGCUUCGGGGAGGUUCAAACGGCAUUUAUACCAACCCAUGGGUGACCUCCCAACCACUAGGAUUCAACGCGUUCGGGCAGACUAACGGGGGACGCAACGUUGCUAUGUCAGCGAUGCGAGUACAUCGGCUGAGGGCUCUAGCGGUUCAAAAAUUAGCGCAAGCGUACAAAGCUGACGAGAUAGCCUCGAGCGUGAUGGUAAUGCAGGGUGGCAGUGUCUUUGAUGAUGUUGCAGAGCGCGUGUUGAAAGUUGAUCCCAACGACAUCGACGCGAAAUAUGUCCACUUUUUUCACGAAAAAAUACCUUCACGUCAACUUGCCGAGUCUACCACCACUCAGGUCCUCGACGAGCUCAUUUCGGCUCAGCCUAAUUGUCUGGAAUUUUAUCGGACUCGUGGGAUAGUCCACUGCUUCCGUGAUGAAUACCCACAGGCUGCAAGGGACUUCACUCACGCACUGAGAGAGGCCCGGGGGGCGCGAAAGGCGAAGACCUCCCACCUAAACCAUGUAUCAUCGAGUGAUUCACAGAGGGUAACCAAGAACGGGAAAAGACGCAAAGGCAGCGGUAACAAGACCAACGGGCAGGCUCCACCUAGCGGAACGAGUGUCAAUGCUGAGAACACCGUUGAGGGACCAGACGGAGAGACACUUUUUCUCCAUCCUUCGGUUCUCCCGAGUGCACCGGACCCCAUAGAGCCACAGGUUCUAUUCUUACGUGGAGCUUCAUACCUUCAACACGCUGUAUUUCUCAUUGAGGCUGCCAUCCUCGAAUUAGAAGGCGUUCGAAAAGCCCCGACCGUCGAUGGUGCCGAGCUGAGGUUGUGCUAUAUUGAAAACGGAAAAUAUGGAGGCGUAGAGAUUGGCAAUCCCGAUGGCCCUCUCGGAAAGCCUGACGGCGCGAAGGCUGCAGCGUACUCUAGCGUCCUCGCGAAAGAUACGUUCAAAGGCCAGAUUAUAAGCUUGCUACGAAAGAGCAUUCGCGACCACGAACGCUUCCUUGCGCAUUUCGAUACUCUCGAGUCGGUCAUGGACAAUGAAGCCCUCGGUGAUCUGGCUAAACGAACCGAGUACGCUUUCUUACUCACAGAGGCCAUCAGACCAGGAAACCACGGCGCCAACGUGCCUCCUAUCCCUGAUGGGCUAUCUAUGUUCACCACCUACCACCCUCUCCUUGUAGAAUCGCACUUCAGCAUCCUACUCUGCCUGCUCAUGCUUGGAGAGUUUGUGCAGAUCCUGCCUACCUUCAUUAGGACCUCCACUCUCGUUGAUGGGUUAGAAGGGUAUCCAGUCUUUCUCCCCCCUCGUUCAAUGGCCCAAGCGGAGUUUGUGGAAAUUCUCGAACGCUUGGCGGGUGGGUGGCGACAUGGCAUCCAACCUCAUUCGUUUGCUGGUGAUGGCAAGCCGUCGAAAGGAAGAUUGGCUAUCGAAGCUCCCUCUCCCAUGGUGUCUCACCCUCCUUCAACCUCUUCUUCCAGCGUCAGCGAAUUUGAUCCUCUCGCACCAUCUUCAUCCUCUGCAACGGUAUUCCCUCCUCUCGGAUCUCCUACAGAGCUGACCGACGGACAAUCAAAUGGGACCAGUCGUCGUUCUACCCGUCAAGAUGCCUUGGAGGCGCUUGACUGUGCUCGUAUACUACUUGCGCCUGUUGUUAAACGUCAACGCCAACGAGCCGAGAAGGCCGCCCAAGAGAAGGCUGCGGGUGCAAAGAAAAAGCCGCUGUCGAUUAACAUUCCCUUACAUGGCCCACGCGUUGAAGUCAUGCUGGCUUGGUUGGCGGCUGUCCAUUUGCCUGAGUUAGCACUCUGA